CGGCUAACCUGAUGGCACCUUUUUCCCAGGGGAUUAAGUGGGUGGUGGACAUGUGAGAUCUUGAUCUUAAUCAUGAAGGAAGAUAGAACUAUGUAUUCUUGGUGGUAUCCGAAAAUUAAUAAAUGGAGCAGUAGAAAUAAUCAUCAAGAUGUAGUCCUCGUGCUCUACAGAAGCCAACGCAUGGUACCUCCAUGUAACCGUACGAUAUGACAUGCUUGGUACUGCUACGGCCUAGAUGGAGGCGUCCUAAUCCUGUGAGAUGGUUUUGGACACCAGCCUGGAUGUUCAUGCGUUCAGUGCUGAACAAGAAACAGUUACGAAGUGCAGAUGCAGAGGGAUCGUCCAGCAUUGCUCAGGGAGAACUAGAGCUCUCAGAGGAUGUUGGCUCGACAGCGGGAAGAGACUUCUUUACAACACCAGGUCACUCAAAGAACGAAGAGGUGAUGCUUCUACAGCGUGAGAGUAGUUUUGGUACAGCAUAGCAGGACCACGACCAGAAGGAGCCACGGACGAUGCUUCAGCGCUUUGACAGCACCCUACCCGAUCCUCCCGGUAAGAAGAACGAACAAUUGCUGCCUCAGCGUGAAGAAAGCAAAGUAUGGUCCAACGAAGUUGGUAAUUCAGGGUAUACAACCUCAGGUUACACGACCUCCGGACCUGACCACACUGAUCGACCCAAUUCGAAUUACCCUCAGAAAAGUCAACUAAACACUGCACAAAAACGGCCAGAAUUGUCUCCACUUUGGCGCGGGGGUACUCCGCUUAGUGAUGCUUGGACAUUGUUCCCUGCAGGUUGUGCGUGGGUUUUGGUUUUGUUUCAUUCGUUUCCCCGCGCCUCUCCAGAGUCCAAGACAGUAGGCGGCAAAUGUGUCCCUGGGGAUUCUGGAGGGGCGCGGGGAUUCCCAUCGCGCCCGAAGUUCUCUUUUCGCAAUUGUGGGCGGGCUCCUGUUGAAGGAACGCAAUCGGCGGCGAGUGUUUUUGGGAUUCUUAUCAUGCCCGGCAAGAUUGAAUACUGUCCGAAGUUUUGCAGUGCUUUGCUGACUUUUUCCCAUUCGGCGCCCUCUUGUUUGCGGUCAAAUUUUUGCGGAUCUCAUCGUUUGCGAACUUCUCAAAGAGGUGGAACACCGUCGAGGAAAGGGCCGCCAAGUUUGUCGAGCUCUUCUUGGAGUGGUUCCCGCAAUUGGCUGGGCCCCUCUACUGUGUACCGUAUUGCCACCCGAAGCGGCAAAAAGUGGAGGCGAAGGCUUCAGAUUUUUCUAAAAGAUGCGGCUUCGGGUGGCCAUGCGGUACAAAAGAGAGGGGUCUACUGAAAUGAUGCUACGUUAGUCACUGUUCGUGCCCCUCGGACGAUCUUCACCCAAUACAUAUGUUGAGGUAUGACAUUUGUGAAUCAAUAUCCAAGAUGAUUCAGUUGUCUACUUCGCAGUGGUGAGAUAUUUGUUGUCUGCAUAAUGUAUUCACCAUGUUCGUAUUCACCAUGUUGGAGGACGUAAAAGAGCUUCAUGAUUCCUCAGAUGUGUGGCCCAGUGUGGCGCAAGAAAUUUGAGUUUCCGCGCUGAAAGAAUAAUGAACAAUCUCUACUAGUGGAGUCCGUUUACACUAUAAGGACUAAACUGACGCUUCCUCGUCGGAUUUCGGCACGAUCAUUCCUUCCCGUGAGAAAAUUCUGAAUAAGAAACUCCAC
Molecule: messenger RNA, 1684 nt
Organism: Amoebophrya sp. A25
Lineage: Eukaryota; Dinophyceae; Syndiniales; Amoebophryaceae
Source: the annotation of a GenBank genome assembly